AUGAAGUUCGGGGAACAUCUUGCUUCUCACCUGACACCGGAAUGGAGGAAGCAGUAUAUACAAUACGGCGCGAUGAAGGUGAUGGUGUACGAGAUACUGGAGAAUUUGCCAAGCUCUGACCUGGGUGUCCAGUUUCGAGAGCGGUACAUCGCGAGGAAAGACGAGAAGUUUUUCAAGUUCUGUGCCCAGGAAUUAGAAAAGAUUAAUUUGUUCUUCAAUCGCAAACUGGCCGAAGCUCACGAGAAGUGCCGUGAAUUGAUGUACGAGCUCGAGCAAGCGUUGACCGUCGGUGGCAUUGCCGAGGAGCGCGCCAAGAUUCCGCAGUCGUUGAAGAAGAAGCUGUUGAUGCUUACAAAGGAACGUCUGGCGCCGAAGCCUGCCGAGGACCAGGUCAUCCGGCAGAGGACCAUAUCUGAGCUGAAGAAUGCGUUCAGCGAGUUCUAUCUAAGCCUGGUGCUGUUGCAAAACUAUCAACAGCUGAACGCCACCGGUUUCCGUAAAAUUCUGAAGAAACAUGACAAAGUGUUGCAGACCACUAAGGGCAGCGAAUGGCGGAUGAACAACGUCGAGAGCGCAUUGUUUUUCCUGAACAAGGAUAUCGACAAGCUGAUCGAACUGACCGAAAAUGCGUUUACCACCCGCUUGGAGAAGGGCGACCGGCAGGCGGCGAUGAAGCGACUAAGAGUGGCGCCGUUCAGCGAGACGCAGCAACCACUUACAACAUUUCUGCUUGGCUUCUAUCUCGGUUGUUUCGUUGUGCUGUUGUGCCUUAUGUUUUUGAGCAUCGCACUGUUUGUGAUACCCGGGGAACCUCGCUGGGUGGCCGUACGUCUGUUUCGCGGCUUUUUCAUUCUUUUCGUAAACAUCUUCCUGAUGGGUGUAAAUAUGUACGGCUGGCAACGCAACGGCGUCAACCAUGUGCUCAUAUUCGAAAUUGACCCUCGCCGUCAUCUCACCUAUCAGAAGCUGCUCGAGAUCAGCACUAUGUUCCUGAUGGUGUGGGCACUGUGCAUCUUAGGCUACCUGUACGCUGUAAAGAUCGGCACUUCACCGCUCAUCUUUCCGUUAAUCCUGAUGUCGUUUUUUAUCGCAUGGACUUUCAAUCCGUUCAACGUUUUCGCACGUAGCUCCCGUUAUUGGCUGCUUCGACAUUUAUACAAUUGCUUCACCAGCCCUUUCCAUCAAGUGACAUUCCCUGACUUCUGGCUUGCUGACCAGAUGAACAGCUUGGUUACGUUGUUUCUGGACUUUGAAUAUUUUUGCUGUUUUUACUGCAGCGAAGUGGACUACUCUCAUGGAAUGCAAAUUAUCCUGAUGCGAAACGUCAACUUUACAGUCGGGAACGUUACGAUUUCAAAAGAGUCGUCAUGGGGAGUUCAUCCCUCUAACUAUAGACUGGACAGGUGUAGUAGUAACGACUACGGGAUCAGACCGGUGAUAUCACUUUUACCUGCAUUGAUCCGUUUUCUUCAAUGUCUAAGGAGGUAUAGCGAUUCCAGAUCUGCAUUUCCUCAUCUAGUCAAUGCCGGCAAGUACAGCAUUACGUUCUUCGUGGUGAUUUUCGGAGCGCUUAAUACUCUCCACAAGCAAAAGUAUCAUUUGUCAAAUGCGCACAUGUACGGACCGUUUUUCUACCUAUGGAUCAUUGCGAACGUCGUUAGCUUUUGCUACACGUACACGUGGGAUAUCACCAUGGAUUGGGGUCUACUUGAUCGAAACUGUGGUAAAAACAACCUUGGUGACGCGUGGUUGACAGAAGCCGAUGUGCUGCUUUCGGUGACUGCUCCGCUUGAGUGCUUUCGACGGUUCGUCUGGAACUACUUCCGUCUGGAGAAUGAGCACCUAAAUAACUGCGGUCAAUUCCGUGCUGUUCGCGAUAUCUCCUUGCGUCCGCUCAACAAAGGCGACAUCGACGAGCUACAAUCUAUGGUCGACAACGAUGAAGGCGUAGCUCAUCGUGGUCGUGAUUUUCAGCUUCUGUUUUCAAAGAAAGGCAAAGCGAAAACAAAGUCGAAUUUGAGGCAGCGACUCGUUUCGAAAUUGGCUGUCAGAAACGUCAACGGCCUGAUCAAGCGUGAACGCUGA
Molecule: messenger RNA, 2085 nt
Organism: Soboliphyme baturini
Lineage: Eukaryota; Metazoa; Nematoda; Enoplea; Dioctophymatida; Soboliphymatidae
Source: the annotation of a GenBank genome assembly